UCAUUCUAUCAUUUCAACUUUUCUCUCCAUCUCUCCCUCUCUCUGUAUCCUCAAUCAUGGUGGAUGAUGACUUUUGCAACACCAAACUUGCCCUCGGAAUUGGUACUUCUUCCGGCAAUUCAGUGCCUAAGCCAGACAAGCGUGCCUUGUCAUUGGACCUGUCCUUGGUUGACGAAGGACAAUCUAGCAGAAAUAGCGAGGAUAAUGGCGGUGAAAGCAGAAAGAAGUUGAGGCUCUCUAAGGAGCAAACAGCUGUUCUAGAAGAUAGUUUCAAAAAGCACACCACUCUCAACACUGCUCAGAAAAUUGAGCUGGCUGCCAGGUUAGGUUUGAAACCUCGGCAAGUUGAGGUGUGGUUCCAAAACAGGAGGGCCAGAACAAAACUGAAGCAAACAGAAACUGAUUGCGAGCUAUGGAAGAACCAUUGCGACAAUCUGAGAGAGGAAAAUGGCAAGUUGAAGAAAGAGAUUGACGAUUUGAAAGCCUUAAGGGCAGCAUUUUAUGCACAAAUAACAAACUGCGUGGGGAUUUCAGUGUGUCCGUCGUGCAAAAAAGUGCAAGGAGUUGCCACUAAGGGGAGUAGCAGUGGCGAUGGGAAGCAUGAAAGAAAUGCAACAGCCGCUGCAGCCUCCGGGGACGUGGUCCAGAGCCCUAAGUACAAGCAUAGCGGCUUGAAAAUUCGGGGUUAAUUAUAAUCAUAGAGAGGUUGAAUCUUUGUUAUAGAGAGCUAGUGUCUCAAGUAUGGAAGCAAUUUCAGUUACAAAUUAAUAAAGUUGCUAAGCAUUGUAGCUUAAUUAAUUAUG
Molecule: messenger RNA, 803 nt
Organism: Coffea arabica (coffee)
Lineage: Eukaryota; Viridiplantae; Streptophyta; Magnoliopsida; Gentianales; Rubiaceae
Product: homeobox-leucine zipper protein HAT14-like
Biological process (GO): regulation of DNA-templated transcription
Molecular function (GO): sequence-specific DNA binding; DNA-binding transcription factor activity, RNA polymerase II-specific
Source: RefSeq, a predicted model, not a curated record